Molecule: messenger RNA, 2269 nt
Organism: Wyeomyia smithii (pitcher-plant mosquito)
Lineage: Eukaryota; Metazoa; Arthropoda; Insecta; Diptera; Culicidae
Gene: Ipk2
Product: inositol polyphosphate multikinase
Exons: 4
Coding region: 691-1956 (421 amino acids)
Biological process (GO): inositol phosphate biosynthetic process
Cellular component (GO): nucleus; cytoplasm
Molecular function (GO): inositol tetrakisphosphate kinase activity; inositol-1,4,5-trisphosphate 3-kinase activity
Source: RefSeq, a predicted model, not a curated record
GUUAGUUAAAAAAACUAGUUUGGAAUUACAUCCGAAAAAGACAUGUAUUAUUCAACUACAGAAAGUUAUCUAAAUAUAUCUUUCAUGUAUGAAGUCACUCAUCAAAUCUUCAUUUAAUAAUACGCUCCUUCGGGAACAUUUUUCUUUUUUUUGUAUUCAACAAUUGCUUUUUCUUCCAUAAAUAAUUAUUUAGCUGUGAGUAGGUUUUUAUUCGCUCUCUAUGAUCAUAAACAAUCCAACAAAAAACUUCGGUCGAUGAGCUCAACAUCUUAUUUGUAAAAAACGGUGUUCACUUCGCUAGGCGGCUGAAAACUGAUUAAUCGACCUCUCUAGUCAAAACAUUGACAUUCAACUAGGCGGAUAUGCAAUACCUUUCAUGCUUAAAUCUUAUCACUCGGUGCGCUAUGAUAUUGAUAUCCGAAUGUUUUACUCUGUUCCGCUUACGACGCUGUAGAUCACAUGAUUCAUAGCAAUAAUUCCAGCAAGAUUUAGGCUACUGGAUAAAGCCAUUUUGCGAUAAAGCAUUUAACGAUAAAUGGGUAUCUUUUGCACGCGAAUAUUUUCUUAUUCGGCAACCUGUAAACUCUGUCGUUAUUCCGUUUCAAUUGAUAGCAGUCGCUUUUGGAGACACAGCGAUUGAUAGUCUGAAUUGUCUAAUAUAAUAUAUAUUAUCAUCUUUCAACCACAGUUAUGAGUCACAUUCAUCGGCAACUUAAGCUUCCACCUUACCAAAAAAAGAAAAAUCAUGCCCGCUGUUUAGAAGGUCAGUCUACUCGCAUCUUAAAAAUGUCAUCCAGCCAGGAGUACCCGGUUUUACCCGAAGGUUUGCAACCAAUGGAAAAUCAAGUGGCGGGGCACAAUUUUCAACAGGGUACAAAAAAUUUAGGUUUAUUAAAAAAUAUAGUCGACGGAUCCCUUUUGAAGCCAGCCGGAAAACUGCUAUGUGGAGCUCGAGAAAUUAAAUUCUACGAGCAAGUCCAAGCUGCUACCAACGAAACAGAUUUGGUUCCUCUGAAGGAAAUAAUUCCACAGUACAUGGGACAUUUGAAGCUGGAAAUAGACGGUAGAGCUGUGCAAUUUUUGAAGUUGUCCGAUUUGACCCAUGGUAUGCUGGAACCAUGUAUUAUGGACGUUAAAAUCGGAUGUCAAACCUGGGACCCAUUAGCAAACGCGGAAAAACGGAAUGCAGAGGAAUCUAAGUAUCAAGCCUGCAAGCAAAAUUUGGGCUUAUGCAUACCAGGCUUUCAAGUUUAUUCGCUCAGCAAUGGUCGCAUUAUGCGGUAUGGUAAAGAAUACGGCAAAAAAUUAACGGAAGUUACUGUUAAAGACGCAUUCCGCAAGUUCCUAAAUGCUGAAAGUGGCUUAUGUCGACAGUUGUUGAUUCAGUUUUUGUCUGAUCUUUGGACUAUACAGAAAUGGGCCCGAACACAAACCACGUUUCGGCUCUAUGCUAGUUCCGUCCUGUUAGUAUAUGAUGCGCGUCGUCUCAAACCGACGUUGCAACAUCAAUCCAAGAGUCUGAAUAGUUAUAAUGGCAUACCAAGUGGUAACAAUUCGUGCCCUAAUAGCCCCACCGAAGUAAACAGUAGUGCGAAUAAGCAACGUGUAGGUUCUAGCUCACCCUCGUCUGUUUCACCCACUGGUGCAGACAGUAGGGUGGAGCCUUUACAGCAUUAUUUCAAAAUUCAAAGGAGUCAUUCGGCCAUGCACAACUAUGAAGAGGAAAUGAAGGGAAUGCGCGAGAAUUAUAUCCUAAUGCGAGAUAAUCUGGUUGGUUCAUAUGAUAACAAAGUGUGGGCCAGUGCUCGCAUGAUUGACUUUGCGCAUGUGUUUCCAAACGAGGAAAGUACUAUCGAUAACAACUAUCUACAGGGCAUAGACAGUUUAGUCAAAAUUUUUGAAUGUUUUCUAAGAGAGUGCGAAUCGGAGAAUGCCCCCAAGCCGGGUGUACCAUAGACAUGCUUCAUACUUCUUUGUCAAAAUGAAAAUAUGUUGUUUAAGUCGCUGUAUUUGGACCAGUUUUCGUCGUGAUCUUAGAUCACUCAAUAUCAAUUAAGCCUAGCACAAGAUAGUUGACUGAAAAACUGACUGCGGCGGAGUAAAUUGUUUUCCAUUUAUUAUUUUCUUUACCUAAAAUAUAGCAUAAUUUUGCGCAAGCCAUGAUGACAGACAAAGAUAUUUAUGGUAUUAUUAACAGCUACGCUUCAGACCGGUACUUUCAAUUAGACAUUACAAUUGGUUUUACAAUAAAUCCCAGUUCCAUUUUUUA